This is a messenger RNA of Malaclemys terrapin pileata, 5555 nucleotides long. RefSeq names its product taspase 1 (gene TASP1). Gene Ontology annotation, molecular function: threonine-type endopeptidase activity. The transcript has 14 exons. Bases 156 to 1529 code for a protein of 457 amino acids. The record is from RefSeq and is a predicted model, not a curated record. Gene Ontology annotation, biological process: protein maturation. NCBI's taxonomy places the organism in Eukaryota, Metazoa, Chordata, Testudines, Emydidae.
CGGGGCGGCUCCCCUUCACCGAGGCUGCCGGCCGUUGAGCGGUUCCGGGUGCGCGCGAGGCGGUGACCGCGGCGGGGUGAGUCCUCUCCAGAGUUUACUUUUGGAUGAAAGCAUGCUCUCUUUCCAGUAGAAGAUGGUGACCCUGGAGUAUCAUCAUGGAGAAGGGGAUGAGUUCAGUAGAAGUGUUACCUUCCAAAUCAUCCCAGGUUACGGCUGUAAAGGUGAUGGUGAAGGAGCAUGAAACAAAAUCGAUCCAAAAAGGAAAACCAGUGGGAUUUGUGCUUGUACAUGCAGGUGCAGGUUAUCAUUCUGAAUCCAAAGCUAAAGAAUACAAACAUGUUUGCAAAAGAGCCUGUCAAAAGGCAAUUGAAAAACUUCAGGCUGGUGCUCUUGCAACUGAUGCAGUGACUGCGGCACUAAUUGAACUAGAGGAUUCCCCCUUUACAAAUGCAGGAAUGGGAUCUAACCUAAACCUUUUGGGUGAGAUAGAAUGUGAUGCCAGUAUAAUGGAUGGAAAGUCAUUAAAUUUUGGAGCAGUUGGAGCACUGAGUGGAAUCAAGAAUCCUGUUUCAGUUGCAAAUAGGUUGUUGUGUGAAGGGCAGAAGGGAAAACUCUCUGCUGGCAGAAUUCCACCUUGCUUUUUGGUUGGUGAAGGAGCUUACAGAUGGGCAGUUGAUCAUGGGAUACCAGCAUGUUCACCAGGUAUCAUGACUACAAGGUUUAGUUUAGCAGCUUUUAAGAGGAACAAAAGGAAGCUGGAGUUGGCAGAAAAGGUGGAAACAGAUCUUAUUCAGCUAAAGAAAAGAAGACAAUCAAGUGAAAAGGAGAAUGAUUCAGGAACAUUGGAUACAGUUGGUGCAGUCGUUGUUGACCAAGAAGGAAAUGUUGCUGCUGCUGUCUCCAGUGGAGGUUUAGCUUUGAAGCAUCCUGGAAGAGUUGGUCAGGCAGCUCUUUAUGGAUGUGGCUGCUGGGCUGAAAAUAUUGGAGUUCAUAACCCUUAUUCCACAGCUGUGAGUACUUCAGGUUGUGGAGAGCACCUUGUAAGGACCAUACUGGCCAGAGAAUGUUCACGUGCUUUGCAAACAGAAGAUGCCCACCAGGCUCUGCUAGAGACUAUGCAAAACAAGUUUAUUAGUUCACCUUUCCUAGCCAAUGAAGAUGGUGUACUCGGUGGAGUGAUAGUUCUUCGAUCUUGCAGGUGUUCUGCAGAGCCUGACUCUCUACAAGAAAAGCAGACUCUACUAGAGACCAAAAUGUGUAUGAUGGUUUGGAACAUGGACUUGAAAUUUGGCAGGGUCACCAGACUCCUAGGAGUUCAGCUAGCACUGAUUCAUCUCCCCAUAUGGCGAGCAGAUCCCGUACCUCCCGUUCGGUCCAUGAUGGAGCUCUUUUGCGAUCGUGGGACUCCAUCAGGGUUACCUGUGCUGAUGAGCUCUGCGUGGUCACCUGUGCUCUCCACGCUGGGCAAACAGGAAACGAAAUUCAAAAGUUCGCGGGGCUUUUCCUGUCUACCUGGUCAGUGCAUCUGAGUUGAGAGUGCUGUCCAGUGCGGUCACAAUGAAGCACUGUGGGAUAGCUCCCAGAGGCCAAUAACGUCGAAUUCUGUCCACACUACCCCAAAUCCGACCUGCAAAGGCCGAUUUUAGCGCUAAUCCACUCGUCGGAGGUGGAGUAAAGAAACCGAUUUAAAGGGCCCUUUAAGUAAAAAAAAAGGGCUUCGUCGUGUGGACAUGUCCAGGCUUAAUUCGAUUUAACCCUGCUAAAGUCGACCUAAACUCGUAGUGUAGACCAGGCCUUAGUUUCUGGCAGCAGUAGUGGGCAGUUAGUCUUUUAAUUCAAUUAGUAGAGGUUUUCAUGGAAAUUAGUGACAAGGGGGACUGUUCUGAUCAUGUAGUAUGACCUUCUGCAUUAAUACGGGCUAUAGACCCUCACCCAAUUUCUGAAUCAAGCCUGUAACUCUGACUGAGCUAAUUUCAAAGCUACAUCUAUACUACAAGCUAGGAGUGUGAUUCCCUGCUUGCGUACUCAUAUUCAACUCGCUCUCAUCUGAGCUAGCAUGCUAAAAAUAUAGUAGUGUAGCCAUGGUGACAAAGGCAGCAACUGCAUGCUCAGUGGCAGUGAUGGUACAAGCCCUUAGUUGGUACCCACGGGGUUCAAGCUGGUUUGUACUUGGUGUGGCUAGCCUGUACCACCACUGCUCCUGACUGUGCUACCAUGGCGAUGCUACUAUUUGUAGCAUGCUAGCUCAGAUGAGAGCCAUCAUUAAGUAUGUGUAUGUGAGCUGGAAAUCACACUCCUAGUAUAUAAUGUAGACAUAGCCAGUCUGAAUUUGUCUAUUUUAAACUUCUAACCGUUGGAUCUCGUUAUACCAUUUUCUGCUAUUAAUAUCUUCUCUACGUAGGCUCCGUUCAAUCUUCUCCUGGGUAAACUAAAUACAUUGAGCUUCAGCCUUGUACUAUAAGAUGUGUUUUCAAGGCCUGAAAUUAUUGUAGCUGUCUUCUGAAACCGUUCUGAUUUUUCAACCUCUUUUUUGAAGUGGGUUUGCCAGAAGUGGGCACAAUACUCUGGUAACUGUUUUGCUAAAGCUGUAUGUGGAAGUAACAUCAUCUCUCCACUCUUACUUCAUAGUCACCUGUUUAUGCAUCCAAUGAUUACUUUAGCCCAGGGAGAUGAGAGUCUAUUGGUUAUUUUCCGUGAUCUCAAAGUCUCUUUGUUUCAAUACAUCUAGAAUACAGUACCCCAUCUUGUAACACAUGUUCUUUGUUCCAAGAGUAGUCAGGAAGGAGUUACACAAUAACAAAAGGGAACAAACAUGCACUCAGCACAAAAUCAAUAGGUUGAGAACAAAAUUAAUCAAAACAGCCACUGUAAGCUCUCUAGUGUGGACAUAGCCUUAGUACCUUUCUCAGACGUGAAGAGCUCUGAGUAGUUUUAAAGCUUAUCUCUCUCACCAGCAGAAUCAUAGAAUCAGAGGAUUAGAAGGGACCACAAGGUACAAACAGAAGUUGGUCCAGUAAAAGAUGUUACUUCACCCACCUUGUCUCAAGGAUAUUUGUUGUAAUUUGACAUUCUUCAACUGGCCAAAGAGGUCUCACUCUUCUAACAAUGGAGCACACUGCCCUUACCGUAUUUCCCAGACCUUGCUGUCCCAAGAAACCAGAGAUCUAUGACAUAUAUCCUUAUAGUUCUUCUGACACUGCAUUGGAUGUAAAGGAACAGUGGGUGAUAAGUCAUACAGGGACAUAGGGAGGUUUUUUUGGGGGGAGGAGUGUCUUUUUGGCACAUAAUAGUUUCUUAGCGUUGAUAUUGUAACAAUUUUUCAACAACUGCUACAGAAUCAUUGGGAGGUGUUUUUCUUACUUUGUAACAUCUUAAUGUACUUAUAGCCCCAUUUUUUCAAAAGACUGUGAUCAUCCCUCCCAGUGACAUCAGUUGUACCUCUAUGGGGUCAGCACCUUUGAUAAUCAGGCCACUUGUUGUUAUUCAACCAUUAAAAAGUCAAAACUAUUAAAAUAUGUAAUUCCUGAGUCAAGAUUGGGUAUUGCUGAACAUAUGCAAGAUCUCAUAAGUGCAACUUACACUUCACAACACAAAAAAUGGAUGAAUUAACAAUAGGAUUAUAUGCUGUUGUAAGAACUUGACAUUACUGACAUGUAAUGGGAAGUAUGCCAAGAAAUCAACACUGUCUGCAUGAAGGAGUUAAUAGAACUAAAAUGUUAGCAUGAUGAGACAUGAAAGAACAGCAUGUGACAUUGUAUGUGAAUUAAAUUAACCUUUCACUUAACACAUUUGGUAGCAAGAUUAAUGUCUUGUGUCUGAACAAUAUUUAACAAUAGUGACAAAUCUUCCCUUUCAAACAUCUUAGUGCUGUCACUAUCAUUAUUCAGUGAUGAUAUUUGCUUUUUCCUUGGACCCCAUGCCCUUAUCACGUGCUCUAGUGGCAAUUUAUGGAGAUUCAUAUCGGCAACUCACUUUGUAUCAAGCUGAGAAUGUAUCCUUAGAUUUGUAUUAAGAUUAUUUUGCCCUUCUGCAUAUCUAAUUACCUGCAGGAUUACCUAACUGACGUUGUCAUGAGCACAUUGUCUAUACUAAAUCAUUGCUUUGGCUUUCUGAAAAUUUAAACAAAUCUUAAUGUCAUACUAUCACAUGGCACUGAUGCAUCUUGCUUUUGUAAGCAUAUGUUUCAAGAGAUAAUGAGCAGCAUUAAGGUUUGUACUCUCGCCUCUUAAAAAUUCUUUAAAAUUAUAUAGGGAAAAAUGAAUAGAAUUGAAUUUCUCAAGUCAAGGUCAAAGUCUCCUCCAGAGAUGUUUUCCUAUUGUAAUUUUUCAAAGUUCAAUCAAUGGAGGUAAGGGUUUUGGGAAUUUCUGAAAUAGAAUCAGAUUUUUAAACUGCAUAAUUCAGACGACAUUGUUAGAUAUAAAUCAACAUAGAUAGUAGAUCCCUUUUGGAGCUUUAUAUGCACUCUCAGUUCUUGAAGAUGGCAACACAUUAUUUUUGUAUAAAUGACAUGUCACAUGCUGGAUAUUCAUAUAAGCUAUUGGUUUUGUGUCUUUUUUUUUUUUAAAGAGCUGAAAUAAACAUACAAGGUAGGUUGAGCAUUUUUGUUUUUAAUGAACUGUGCUAUUCCAGGGAAUCUGUUCAGAGCAGUGAAUUUACAUACAUUUGAGAUCUUGAUUUUAAUUCUAGCACGUCUAGAAACUAGCACUAUCUGCAGCUUGAAGAAACUCAUUAUGAACACACACAGCUACUCAGCUGUGAAGGUUCAGUAGUAAAAUUCACAGCUAUUAUGUAGAACGUAGGUGGUGGACAAAUAAGGCUAAAAUAUCCUUAAAACUUAAUUAAUAACACUUCACACAUUCAUUUAGAACAGUUACCAGCAUUCAUUCUUUUGUAUUCUAAGUGUAUACUGUAUAGUCUUUCUCUGCACUUUGGAAAGUAAAGUUAGAAAAUGAAAUUAAAUUAGUUGUCCAAAAGGAGCUAAUUGCCUACCUCACCUAUUGCUGAAAAUUUCCAGUGUUUAAGACUUGUUUUCAAAUUGAGUGACUCAAUUUCCUUAAAGAAACGGUGAUUAUUUAACUGCAGUCACUUCUGUAUUUAGAAAACUCCACAGACAGCAAUAAUACAAAAAAUUUGCAAGGUUUUUUUUUUUAAACUAGAAAUGUCUAUGGCAGGGAUCGGCAGCCUUUCAGAAGUGGUGUGCCGAGUCUUCACUUAUUCACUUUAACUUAAGGUUUCGCAUGCAGGUAAUACAUUUUAACGUUUUUUAGAAGGUCUCUCUAUAUACGUCUAUAUUAUAUAACUAAACUAUUGUUGUAUGUAAAGUAAACAAGGUUUUCAAAAUGUUUAAGAAGCAUAAUUUAAAAUUAAAUUAAAAUGCUGAUCUUAUGCCGCCGGCCCACUCAGCCCACUGCCGGCCUGGGGUUCCGUUCACCUAGUUCGGCAGCGGGCUGAGUGGGACCAGCGGGAUCCCGGCUGGCAAGGGGCUGGCAGCCGGGACCCCAGACCGGCAGCAGGCUGAGCGGGGCCGGCAGCUGGGACCCCAGACCGGGGGUGCA